AUGGCCAGCACCACUGUAAAGUUUUCGGCUUCUUUAAGUAAAACCGAUCCGAUUAGUGUACCAGUACUGAUCGUAGGUCAAGAAAAACACUUGUCUAGUUUAUCUUACUCUGCAGUCAAGUGUAAGUUAGAACCGCGGGUUAACGAACAGACUUUCAAAUCUGCUUUGUCUGUAUUGAAUCCUUGUCCGACAGACACUUGUCCACUUUUUCUCAACACUGCCACUUUAGCGGCCAUUUCCAACACUCAUAGUCGUCAUAAUUCAUCGGCACAACCCCAUAUGCUUACAAAGCUGAUCAAUUUGAAUUCAGCUGGAUACAAUGAAUGCAUUGUGAUUGUUUGCGAGCGAAAAGAUAUGUUUGCCUCAGGUUGUGCUGCAGCUCGGGCAUUCUACGACUAUUGUCGCAAGACUAAAAUAUAUGUUGGUAAACUAAAAGAACAGAAGAAAGCUACUGUAACGGUUACAGUAGAGUUUAUAAUAAUUCCUGACAGCAAUGGUGAUCAUAAGGUGGAGAAAGAAGAAAUAGCAACUUUGGAAAGAAUAGCUAAUGCCAUUAAAAUGACAGCACGUAUUGUUGAUACUCCAUGUAAUGACAUGAAUGUCAAUCAUUUCUUAGAUGAGAUAAGACAUGUAGGGUCUGACUUGAAUAUUAAUCCUACAAUAAUAAGCGGUGAAGAGUUGAAGAAAAAAGGUCUUGGAGGAAUUUAUGGUGUCGGUAGAGCAUCUUCUAUAGGUCCAGCUCUCGCUGUAUUAUCUUACACCCCACCAGGAGCCACAGAAACAAUUGCUUGGGUUGGCAAAGGUAUUGUCUAUGAUACUGGUGGUCUUAGCAUCAAAGGAAAGUCAGCUAUGCCAGGCAUGAAACGAGAUUGUGCUGGAGCAGCCGCUAUUUUAGGAGCGUUCCAAGCUAUAGUGAAGUCUAGUUUUAAGCAAAACCUACACGCUGUUUUUUGUUUGGCUGAGAAUUCUAUUGGACCAGAUUCAACACGUCCAGAUGAUAUACAUACCCUUUAUUCGGGAAGAACUGUCGAAAUCAAUAAUACUGAUGCUGAAGGACGUCUAGUUUUAUCAGAUGGAGUAGUGUAUGCAUCUCGAGAUCUUAAUGCUAAAGUGAUAUUAGACAUGGCUACAUUAACUGGUGCACAGGCAAUUAGCACGGGAAAGUAUCAUGCUGCAGUAAUGUCAAACUCAGAACAAUGGGAAAAAAAUGUAGUGUCCGCUGGUCUAAUGUCGGGAGAUUUAACAUUUCCAAUUGUCUACUGUCCAGAACUUCAUUUCUGUGAAUUUUCAUCAUCUGUGGCUGACAUGAAAAACUCUGUUGCUGAUCGAUCCAACGCUACUUCGUCAUGUGCGGGACUGUUUAUAGCUGCUCAUCUUGGCUUUGAUACGACUAAUCAAUGGAUUCAUGUGGACAUUGCAGGGCCUUCUCAUUACGGUGAACGAGCAACUGGUUACGGAGUUGCUCUUUUGACGGCACUUUUUGCUAAGUAUACAAACGAUCUUCUAUUGAAAAAUGUUUCCAAACAUAUUGAAUAG
Macrosiphum euphorbiae (potato aphid) is the source of this 1536-nucleotide messenger RNA. NCBI's taxonomy places the organism in Eukaryota, Metazoa, Arthropoda, Insecta, Hemiptera, Aphididae. The record is from the annotation of a GenBank genome assembly.